CGGGCAGCGCGCCGCACCUCUCUCCUCCGCGCCGCCCCAGCAGCUCCGCCGGCGCAGCCCGCGCCAUGCGCUGCCCGCCGGGCAGCCGCCGCCUGCGCCUCCUUCCGCUCCCGCUGCCGGUGCCGGUGCUGGUGCUGGUGCUGUGCAGCCUGCGGGCGCCGCGUGCGGGGGGCUCGGCCUGCCCCGCGCCCUGCCGCUGCCGCGGGGACCUGCUGGACUGCAGCCGCCUGCAGCUGAGCCGGGCCCCCGAGCGGCUGCCGCCCGCGGGGGUGCAGCUGGAUUUAAAUCAUAACAGAUUAUCUUCAAUCAAUUUGAGUCAACUUCCUAAUCUUCAAGAAAUAAAAUUGAACAACAAUGAAUUGGAGACCAUACCGAAGCUGGGCCCAGUCUCUGCAAAUAUUACUCUUCUGUCCUUGACCAAUAACAAGAUUGCUGACAUCUUGCCUGAAUAUUUGAAACCAUUUCAAGCUCUAGAAACUUUGGACCUGAGCAACAAUAAUAUUUCAGAACUGAAAACUGCAUUGUUUCCUCCUUUGCAGCUCAAGUACUUGUAUAUUAACAGUAAUCGGAUAACCUCAAUGGAGCCUGGUACCUUUGACAAUUUGUCUCGCACACUUCAAGUAUUGAAACUGAACAGGAACAAAAUGUCAUCAAUCCCUCACAAGAUGUUUAAGCUGUCCCAUCUGCAGCACCUGGAGCUGAAUCGUAACAAAAUAAGACACAUAGAUGGCCUUACUUUUCAAGGACUUGCUGCUUUGAAAUCAUUAAAGCUACAGCGAAAUGGGAUAACUAGACUCAUGGAUGGAGCAUUCUGGGGAUUAACCAGCAUGGAAAUCUUGCAGCUGGACCAUAAUAACCUAACAGAGAUCACCAAGGGCUGGCUUUAUGGCUUGCUUAUGUUGCAGCAGCUUCAUCUCAGCCACAAUGCCAUCAGCAGGAUCAGUCCUGAUGCCUGGGAAUUUUGCCAGAAACUCAGUGAGCUGGAUUUAACGUUCAAUCACUUAGCAAGGUUAGAUGAUUCAAGCUUCAUUGGUUUAAGCCUACUGGUUGGACUCUACAUUGGUAACAACAAAGUAAAUUACAUUGCUGAUUGUGCCUUCCGGGGACUUUCCAGUUUACAGACUUUGGAUCUGAAAAACAAUGAAAUAUCGUGGACUAUUGAAGAUAUGAAUGGUGCUUUCUCUGGACUAGAUAAACUUAAAAAGUUAAUACUCCAAGGAAACAGGAUUAGAUCCAUUACAAAGAAAGCAUUUUCUGGCUUGGAUGCACUUGAACACCUAGAUCUAACUAACAAUGCAAUUAUGUCAGUGCAAGGAAAUGCAUUUUCACAAAUGAAGAAGCUGAAAGAAUUGCACUUAAAUACAUCAAGUCUUCUGUGUGACUGCCAGCUAAAAUGGUUACCACAGUGGGUUUCAGAGAACAACUUUCAGAGCUUUGUAAAUGCCAGUUGUGCCCAUCCUCAGCUGCUAAAAGGAAGAAGUAUUUUUGCUGUUAGUCCAGAUGGGUUUGUUUGUGAUGAUUUUCCUAAGCCACAGAUCACUGUCCAGCCAGAAACCCAAUCAGCAAUCAGAGGCUCCAAUUUGAGUUUUGUGUGUUCAGCAGCCAGCAGCAGUGAUUCCCCAAUGACUUUUGCAUGGAAGAAGGACAAUGAGUUACUACAUGAUGCUGAAAUGGAGAAUUAUGCACAUCUCCGGGCGCAGGGUGGUGAAGUGAUGGAGUACACGACCAUUCUUCGGCUACGCAAUGUUGAAUUCAGCAACGAAGGAAAAUACCAGUGUGUUAUUUCAAAUCACUUUGGUUCAUCUUACUCUGUCAAAGCCAAGCUUACAGUAAACAUGCUGCCUUCAUUUACGAAGAUCCCCAUGGACCUAACCAUCCGUGCCGGGGCAAUGGCCCGAUUAGAAUGUGCUGCAGUUGGUCAUCCGGUACCACAGAUUGCUUGGCAAAAAGAUGGUGGCACAGACUUUCCUGCAGCACGCAAGAGACGUAUGCAUGUCAUGCCUGAGGAUGAUGUGUUCUUUAUUGUUGAUGUAAAAAUUGAGGACACCGGAGUUUAUAGCUGUACAGCUCAAAACACUGCUGGAAGCAUUUCAGCAAAUGCAACAUUAACAGUACUAGAAACACCAUCAUUUUUGCGGCCCUUGCUGGACCGAACUGUAACAAAAGGUGAAACUGUAGUUUUGCAAUGUAUUGCUGGUGGUAGCCCUCCACCACGGCUGAACUGGACUAAGGAUGACAGCCCUUUGACGGUAACAGAAAGACACUUCUUUGCUGCAGGCAAUCAGUUACUAAUUAUUGUCGACACAGAUGUGGAAGAUGCUGGGAAAUACACUUGUGAAAUGUCAAAUACGCUUGGAACAGAAAGAGGGAACAUUCGUCUUAAUGUAAUUCCUACGCCCACCUGUGAUUCUCCUCAAAACUUAGCCCCAUCAUUGGAUGAUGAUGGAUGGGCCACAGUUGGCGUUGUGAUCAUAGCGGUGGUUUGCUGUGUGGUGGGAACUUCCCUUGUGUGGGUGGUCAUCAUAUACCACACAAGGAGAAGAAAUGAAGAUUGCAGCAUUACAAAUACAGAUGAGACGAAUUUGCCUGCUGACAUUCCAAGUUACCUGUCAUCCCAGGGAACAUUAGCUGAAAGGCAGGAUGGGUAUGGAUCAUCAGAAAAUGGAAGUCAUCAUCAGUUCAUAACUUCUUCCAUGGGGGGAUAUUUCUUGCAGCAAAAAGAUAGUCAUGGCAUUUGUCAUCUAGAUAAUGGCAGUGAAACAGAUCUGGAGGGUGUUACGGAUCCAUUCUUAUGCCACUAUCUGGGGAAUUCCGGAACUGUGUGUUUAAAAGGGAAUGCUUAUGGCUUGGAUGCUUUUGAAGCAUAUAGCACAAGCUGCAGCCCUGAUCAAAGAACAGUGUAUAUGGAUCCUAAUGAAUCUAGUUUCUUAAAGAAAAAAGAAUGCUAUCAAUAUUCACGCCCACCAGAAGAUCCAUUUGACCAAUAUGUUGGCAGUGUGGAAAUGCAGGCUACAAGUAGCAAACUGCUUACCACUUACACUCAAAAUGAAGGAAGUGGAGUGAAAAACUUGAUUCUAAACUCUGAUGCAUUUGAUUCAAAUAGAAGUCAGGAACUAUCUUCUGAUAUUAUUAGCAGCACUUUCAUGGGAACAUUUGGAAAGCCUUUAUGGAGGCCUCAGUUGGAAUCUCUUUCAAGUUACAGACAGCCAGCAAGUUGUCUACCAAAAACCUCCCAUAAUAAUCCUCAUGCCUCAUUGGAUUUUGACUCAGAGGCAGAGGAAGAUGGAAAGGACAGGACAUUUUCUCAAGAGGAAAAUAACAUUUGUACUUAUAAACAGUCUUUUGAAAACUUUAGGACUCCUACUUUCCAGUCCUGUGACUUGGAUACAUAGCUGCUGGACUUGCCAUUGAUUUAUGGAACCAAAAAAAUAUUUUAACGUACUACCUCAGUGUGGAGUUUUAAUUUAAGCAGAAAAAUAAAAAAGAGAGAGCCAUCAUGGAGCCAUGAAUUCUGAAAGAAUCGAUACAAUUUUUUUAAACAUGAAAAACAAUUGCCAAAAUGAGAUACAGGGAAUAUUCCUUAUAAAAUACUAUAUUUCUAAUUAUUUUAUAGCUUUUGUUUUAUGCAAAUGUUAUCUUUUGUAAAUUAAUGGUGUAAAUAAUACUGUGUGUAUUUUUGCCAGACUUCAUUUUAUUGACAUGAGUACUAAAGCAUUCUAAACUUGUACUAGCAACUGUACAUUUUAUGAAUGCUGUUUGCAGGUAUCAUGCAUCUUAUUUGCACAUCACUUAAUAAACUAUGCUGCCUUGUGGUCUUGAGCCACAUUAAUGUA
Molecule: messenger RNA, 3833 nt
Organism: Alligator mississippiensis (American alligator)
Lineage: Eukaryota; Metazoa; Chordata; Crocodylia; Alligatoridae
Gene: LRIG3
Product: leucine rich repeats and immunoglobulin like domains 3
Exons: 19
Coding region: 66-3392 (1108 amino acids)
Molecular function (GO): protein binding
Source: RefSeq, a predicted model, not a curated record